AUGCCUAGUGACGCCAGUACCGGAUAUGUCGAUGAUCAACCUGGUGACGAAGCUUAUAAGAGGGGCGCUUUGUACAAGCAAACUAAAGCCCGGCGUGCCGACUACGACAGUGACAAGGAAGCCAAGAGACCGUGUACCGAGGAUUCUGACGUGGCUCUAGCAGGGACUUCCGAGGAGAAGGAGGCAAGAUUGCCGAAGCGGAAGGUAGCCGUGAUGGUGGGGUACUGUGGGACCGGCUACCACGGGAUGCAGUACAACCCUCCCAACAGGACCAUUGAGGCGGAGCUGUUCGAGGCGUUUGUCAAGGCAGGCGCGAUCUCGAGGGCCAACUCGACGGACCUGAAGAAGAAUGGCUUCAUGCGCGCCGCGCGGACGGAUAAGGGCGUGCACGCGGGCGGAAACGUGAUCUCCCUGAAGCUGAUCAUCGAAGAUCCGGCCAUCAAGGACAAGAUCAACGAGCACCUGCCCCCGGGAAUCCGUGUUUGGGGCAUUAGCCGUGUCAACAAGGCGUUCGACUGCCGCAAGCUGUGCGGGUCGAGGUGGUACGAGUACCUGCUGCCAACUUACUCGUUCAUAGGCCCCAAGCCAAACACGUACCUGGCUCGCACGAUCGAGCAAUGCGGCGAGGCCGCCUCUGAAAAGCCUGACAGAGACCAGGAAUCGCUGGACUUCUGGGAGGCGUUCCGCAAGGCGGUCGACGAGAAAUUCACUCAAGAGGAGCAGGACGCGAUUGUCAACUACGUCGCGCCAAGCAAGGAGGACUUCGACGAAAACAGCGGCCUGUACCAGAAGGUGAAGCAAUACAAACAGAUGGAGAACGCACACCGCAGAUCUUAUCGUGUGUCCUCCGCGAAGCUUGCUCGCUUCCGCGAAGCGAUGAAGCAGUACCUGGGUCCGCACAACUUCCACAACUACACGCUUGGAAAAGACUUCAAGGACCCCAGCACCGUGCGCUUCAUGAAGGACAUCACUGUGUCAGACCCCUUCGUGAUCGGCGAGAUGAAGACUGAGUGGGUCUCCAUCAAGAUCCACGGCCAGUCCUUCAUGCUGCACCAGAUUCGGAAGAUGAUCUCCAUGGCCACCCUGGUGGCCCGCUGCAAUUGCUCCCCGGAGCGCAUUGCCCAGUCCUACGGGCCCCAGAAGAUCAACAUCCCCAAGGCGCCGGCCCUGGGCCUCCUGCUGGAGAGCCCGGUCUACGAGGGCUACAACAAACGCCUGCUGGAGUUUGGCUAUGAGCCCAUCGACUUCCGCAACUAUCAGAAAGAGAUGGACACGUUCAAGAUGGUCCACAUCUACGACAAGAUUUACAAGGAGGAGGUCGAUGAGAACGUCUUCAACGCUUUUUUCAAUUACAUCGAUGCAUUCAACCAGGUCACGGGCGCCCAGGGGGAGCCCACCAAGUCUCACGACCCUGCCAAGAUCCAGCUAAGCAUAAUUGACUUUCUGCUGCCCUGCAGCUCAUCGCCUCAAGAAAACGCCUCACCGGAGGCGCAGAAGGCCCCCGAAACCCCGGCUGGAGACAAUACGAUCUCGGCAGAGCAGCCAAAAACUGCUACCGAGGUCCCCACCACUCAAUCGGAUGCAUAG
Messenger RNA from Eremothecium gossypii ATCC 10895, 1587 nucleotides. RefSeq names its product pseudouridine synthase PUS1 (gene PUS1). Bases 1 to 1587 code for a protein of 528 amino acids. Gene Ontology annotation, cellular component: nucleus. The record is from RefSeq and is marked provisional. The transcript has a single exon. NCBI's taxonomy places the organism in Eukaryota, Fungi, Ascomycota, Saccharomycetes, Saccharomycetales, Saccharomycetaceae. Gene Ontology annotation, biological process: tRNA pseudouridine synthesis; mRNA pseudouridine synthesis. Gene Ontology annotation, molecular function: pseudouridine synthase activity; RNA binding.